AUGUACCAACAGCCGAAUUGUGCCGAUUGCAAUACUGUUAAAAUUUGCAACUACGAUGGCACCGUUCUAACAAAUUACCGCUGCCAGGAUGUGGAUCCAACCAAGCCCUACUGUGUCGGCGCUGGAAUUUGUUCAAGCAUCCCUGAAACGAGAUAUGUCUGUAAUGGAUCAGAUGACUUAUGCCCGCUAGAUGCUCCUGGAUUUUACCCUGAUCCCUCAAACUGCACUCGUUACAUUUAUUGCGAUUCAGAAAUGUUAAGCUACGGACAAAAUUGUUUAGUUGCGAAUAAUGUGUAUAAUCAGACAACCGCAUCAUGCUUCUUAAAACGGCGUUCAUCUGAUUGUUUCCAAAUGGACUGUAGUAACAGCCGCAACAAAGAUCAGUGGUUUGUUUAUAGUCCUUACCCACAAUUAUAUUUUUUCUGCUCAGCGAAAGGUCCUUUAAUGUUCAAAUGCGCCCGUAAAACUGAUGUAUUCGAUGUAAACUUAAAGCGCUGUAUGUUCAAAUGUCCGUCCUCUGGAAGGUUUGCUCAUCCCUCUUCGAAUAUGUAUUACGAAUGUGUAAAUGUCAGCACUAGCAAGAUCGAAUUGUUUGAGCAAACAUGUCCUUCAACGCUGAAGUUUGAUGAAAUAUCUCAAAUGUGCAUUCCUGGAUUUAGCACAUAA
Anopheles nili is the source of this 666-nucleotide messenger RNA. RefSeq lists its product as uncharacterized. Gene Ontology annotation, molecular function: chitin binding. NCBI's taxonomy places the organism in Eukaryota, Metazoa, Arthropoda, Insecta, Diptera, Culicidae. Bases 1 to 666 code for a protein of 221 amino acids. Gene Ontology annotation, cellular component: extracellular region. The transcript is spliced from 4 exons. The record is from RefSeq and is a predicted model, not a curated record.